Messenger RNA from Cetraspora pellucida, 702 nucleotides. The record is from the annotation of a GenBank genome assembly. NCBI's taxonomy places the organism in Eukaryota, Fungi, Glomeromycota, Glomeromycetes, Diversisporales, Gigasporaceae.
AUGACAUAUAAUGAAGGAUAUUUAUACGGAGCAGGAGCUCUUAGUCGAAAAUCUGAUUAUACGCUGUCACAUAAAUUUAUUAAAGAAUAUUUACAGCUUGAUGACUCAUUGUUUAGUCAUCCAGACAAUUGCUAUUAUCUCUCUAAUUAUUGUCAUAUCGAAAAUCGCGGUGGGCAUAGAUACUUGAGACCGUCCGAAUGUUCGAAAUUCGUAUUAAAGCAAGGAUAUCACUUAUUUUAUGAUUAUAACUGGACAUACAGUUAUCAUGGAACUGAUCCGAAGAACAUUAAAAGUAUUCUUCAAUAUGGUUUAAAAAAGCCCGGAUCCCUCGCUGGAAAUAAAAUAGUCGAAUCAGUGAACGGUUCGAUGUACGGUACCGGCAUUUACACAUCAAAAGUCCCAGUGUACUCACAGCUGUAUGCGCCAAUGACCAGUUGGAAUGGUAAAUAUUUUCAAACUAUAUUAAUGGUGCGACAAAAGUCGAAUGCAAUUGAUCCUCAAGAGGGAGAAGGCACGUAUACGAACACCUUGCUCGGAUGUACCGAUAUCCAUAGGUUAUAUAAUGGAAAGAUUUCAUCGGAUGAAAUGCAAUAUGUUUGCUUUGAUGAAAGUUCAUGUGUUCUACAUGCCUUAUUGAUCAAAAUUCACGACAACCAUAAUUAUGAAUAUCGUAAAAUUAUCCAAAUUUUAAAUAACAUUUAG